Molecule: messenger RNA, 3266 nt
Organism: Gasterosteus aculeatus aculeatus (three-spined stickleback)
Lineage: Eukaryota; Metazoa; Chordata; Actinopteri; Perciformes; Gasterosteidae
Gene: atxn7l2a
Product: ataxin 7-like 2a
Source: RefSeq, a predicted model, not a curated record
AGGCGCACCGACGCAAACACCGGCCGCUGCGAAGCCGUUUAACCGACGCGCUGUUGCUUAUUUUCGGGUAAACGGAGGAGCGAGCUAACCGUGUUACCCAAACAAAGACCCUGCCGGGUCCUAGCGCUGGGUGGGUAACGUGUUGCUCGCGCCCGGGUCCCGCUGCCAAAGCCGCCUUCCCGAAAAAAAAACAAGUGCUACUUAUUGAAGCGUAGCCCUUCUAGUGUGCGGUCAACGGCGGCGGCCAUGAAACAAGCUGCCAGUGUUUUAAUUUGAGCGAAAGCGCCGGUGGCACCGGAGCGGAAGCGGGCCAGUGUGGAUGGCCGGGCGAGCAACUUCUUCGCUGUGGGAAGCGAGGCUAGCGAGCUAGCAAGGGAGCUAGCCUGCCCACUGGCGAUGAGGCGGCUAGCGUUAGCAUGCGAAUGCUAGCUAGGAGCCCCGAGAGUAGACAGCGAGGACGGAGGAGGAGGAGGAGUCCGGAUGCUGUUGCCACCAUGUAAAUGCUGGCCCGGUCUCUGGUACUCUGAGGUCCUUUCAAUGUGAUCUUCUCGUUGCUGUGGCCGUCAAAGCCUCCAUCCAGCUGGUAUUAACGAGUCUGCAUGGCGACAGGCAAUCUCAUGUGUGGGACCUCUGCUGCACAAGUGCUCUUGCCCUCCCCAUCUUUAAGGCCGGAUGGGGAUGAGUGCAGCAAGAAUGGCAAAAAGGCUGCAGAGGCCAUGUCGCUCAGUAAGGACGACAUGUCCAUCUUUGGCCUCUACCCCGGCCAUGACGACUUCUACCUGGUGGUGUGCAGCCACUGCGGCCAGGUGGUGAAGCCGCAGGCGUUUGAAAAGCACUGCGAGCGGCGACACGCCCCCCUGGCCAAGCUGUACGCCCGACUGCGCUCCCCCACCCCCGCUGCCCAGCCGAGGCCCCACCACGGCCAUUCCCCUUCCCACGGGACCAACGCUGGCUCGGCGGCGUCGUGGGAGGGCCGCGGCCAGGCGGCCGUGCAGCCACGGGCGGCCCCGCCUUCGCCUUCCACUCCCCCCCAGCACAGACACUCCAAGACAUCCAAGGAUGGAGUACGACAUUCCCCGCUGGACAAGUCCUCCCACAGCGGCCACACCGACUCGUCCGUAUUCAAGCAGCCGCCGCCUCUGGAGUCUCCAAUGAGUUCCCCGCCGCCGUCUGUCCGCGAUCCGCCCUGGCUGCACGGAGGCACGCCGCCUGGUCGGCCCUCACCCAGUGACCGGCCGCCCUCCCAGAACCAGAGGAAGGACUCCCCCCAGGGCUCCGCUGUGCCGAGCCACCGGGUCCCCAGACCCUACAACAAAGUGGCCUCCAAGCGGGAGUGUGACUUGGACAAACACUGCGGCGUCCUGGACCCCGACAGGAAGAAGGUCUGCACCCGCCUGCUGACGUGCAACAUCCACUCCAUCCACCAACGACGGAAGGUGGUGGGCCGCAGCAAGAACUUCAACCAGCUGGUGGCGGAACUGAAGACCAAGGUCCGCGAGAAAGGGGCCCAAUCCCUGGAGGGAGGCUCCUCUGCCGGGCGAUCUCCCAGCCCGGAGGCCCCCAAGGAGCAGGCGGGGGCGCCGCACUGCAGGCGGCCUCUGGCCAGCCUCCCUGCCUUCAGCCGGUCUACUACGGUGUCGGAGAGCAACACGGAGGACGACGAGCAUCAGGAGGAGGGGAGUCGCCGAGCCCCCUCGCCCCUGGUCCACGGGCGGAUCUCCAGCGACGACAGCGAGGCAGAAGGACCCGAGGAGCCCGCUGGGUUCCCGUGUUCCGCUGCGCAUCCCAGACCAGCCGCGGUGUGUUCGUUUGGCAGCCGCGCGCUGGCUCACGGCAUCUACACGUUCGACCGGCGGCUUCACCACCUGAGGUCGGCUCUCAGCAGCAUGCUGGAGCAGCACAUCAGCGCACAUCUGUGGAAGAAAAUACCUCAGGCAACAGACCUUCAAUCUCCAGCUUCUGCAGCAAAGACCGUCACUUCCUCCUCGCCAUUACAUUCCAAAGUCCGCACGGGAAGUCACAUCAGCUCCUCCCUCAAAGCAGCAGCAUCCUCCUGCUCCUCCUCCAGCCGCGGCCCGGGAAGAGUCCCGGCAGCCUUUCAGUCCGAGAACUCCGGAGGCGGCGGAGGCGGCCACUCGGCGUCUCCGGGUAAGCCUGCGGCGGCGCGUCAGACGGGCGCCAGGCGACCCAAGAACCCCGUGGGGCGUCCCAGCAAGCAGAUGCUGAAGCUGCGGGAGGAGGCCGCCGCCGCCGCCGCCCUCCGGAAGCGGAAGGCGCCGUCACAGGAAGGGGAGCAUUCAGGCCCCGAAAGGAACUCCAUCAUCCUCCAGGACCGGGGCCGCCCACCUUCCUCGUCCUCCUCCUCCUCCUCCUCCUCUUCCUCCUCCUCCUCUUCUUCGUCCUCGUCGUCAUCUUCGUCGUCGUCUUCUAAACCCCCCACAUCCUCCCCUCUCCCGCACGGACAGACCAAUGGUACGCUUUCCCCCAGCGGGAAACCCCGCCCCCAGCCCUCCCCUUCAGAGUCCCAUUCACCAGCCGCCAAGGCGGUCUGGACCUACAGACGCACUACGCACGCUCCUCUGGGCCAUUCCUCCUCCCCAGACCCCUCCUCCUCCUCCGCCACCAACAACUCCCACAGCAGGGGGGGCGUGGGGGACUCAGGACUGCACGGGCAGGGCAGCGGGAGGGGCUUCGAGCACCAUGUGAAGAAACGCAAGGGGGGCGGCGGCGGCGGCGGCGUCGAGGAGCAUUCGCCGUCCUCGAAGCACUCCGCGUACCGCCUGCCGCCCUCCUCCUCCGGCUCUGCCACCUCGUCGUCCUCCUCGCCGCGCUCCAACUUUUACCUCUGGAAGGACGGCAAAGGCGGGGGGCUGGCUGGGGGAGUGGAGAAGAAACUGGGCACACAGAAGCCAAAACUGCACCAUUAAGAGUGCCUGCCUUACAAGCCACUAAGAGGGAGCCAGCGCCACUCAGUCGGGGGCUGAGGCAACAGGGCGCGUGCGUGUGUGCGUGUGUGCGUGUGUGCGUGCGUGCGUGUGCGUGCGCGCGUGUGUGUGUGUGUGUGUGUGUGUGUGUGUGUGUGUGCGCGCGUGUGCGUGCGUAUCUACGCUGGGUGGGUCAGUCUGUGUGAAUGUCUGGGGGAGAACAUGGAGCGGGAGGGUGGGAUGAAAUUCAGAGUAUGGAUUUAGAAAUACCUCAAGACCAUCCAAUUAUGCUGCUAAAUUAAAUAUGGUUUAUAAGAAUGUAUUAAAAUGUCCUUUCCACUU